Molecule: messenger RNA, 1606 nt
Organism: Nymphaea colorata (pocket water lily)
Lineage: Eukaryota; Viridiplantae; Streptophyta; Magnoliopsida; Nymphaeales; Nymphaeaceae
Product: diacylglycerol O-acyltransferase 2
Exons: 9
Coding region: 193-1176 (327 amino acids)
Biological process (GO): triglyceride biosynthetic process
Cellular component (GO): endoplasmic reticulum membrane
Molecular function (GO): diacylglycerol O-acyltransferase activity
Source: RefSeq, a predicted model, not a curated record
UUUUUUUCUGGUGCCAACCUGUGGGCCGCUUAGAAGGACUCAUAAUCACGGCGACGGGCGAAGAUGACACGCAAUGUAGAAGGGAAGCUCCAGAAACUGAGGCCACUGGUGGAGAGCUAGCAAGACCCGUCUCUCUCUCUCUCGCUCUCGCGCUCUCUCUCGCUCUCGCGCUCUCUCUCUCUCUCUCUUUUCAUGGGGGGAAGUAAUGACCGGCCUGAACCCAUGGUCGACGGACCGAAGCCGGCAAUAUUCAGGCGAACGGAUUAUUCCCCAUUCAAGUCCACCGUCGCCCUCGCCGUCUGGUUGGGCGCCAUCCACCUAAACUUCGUCCUGUGCCUGGCUGCGUUGUUCCUGCUCCCCAGAUACCUCUCAGUAGUGUUGUUGGGGAUCCUUUUUGUGUUGAUGGUGAUCCCUGUCGACUACAAUAGCAGCAUGGGCCAGAGAUUGUCAAGAUACAUAUGCAAGUAUGCAACUGGGUAUUUCCCCGUGACCCUUCAUGUUGAGGAUAUUAGGGCGUUUGAUCCUAAUCAAGCUUAUGUUUUCGGUUAUGAGCCUCAUUCGGUCCUACCUAUAGGCGUUGUUUCUCUUUGCAAUUACACAGGCUUCAUGCCCCUGCCCAAGAUCAAAGUGUUAGCCAGCAGUGCAGUGUUUUAUACUCCAAUUCUAAGACACAUAUGGACAUGGCUGGGGCUAAUUCCUGCUUCAAGGAAAAACUUCAUUUCAUACUUAGCAGCUGGUUAUAGCUGCAUUCUGAUACCAGGAGGUGUACAGGAACUCACAUAUAUGGAACCAGAUUCUGAGGUUGCGUUCCUUAGGAGACGGCAAGGUUUUAUACGUAUUGCAAUUGAGAUGGGCUGCCCAAUUGCUCCUGUAUUUUGCUUUGGACAGACUAAUGCUUAUGGAUGGUGGAAGCCAAAGGGAGAUUUAUACACUCGUUUUGCUCGAGUACUGAAGUUCACUCCCCUAGUUUUUUGGGGUGUAAAUGGAUCACCAAUUCCGAAGCGGAAUCCCAUGUAUGUUGUUGUGGGAAAACCAAUUGAAGUGAAAAAAACUGUCCAACCUACAAAAGAAGAGGUUGAUGAGGUUCACGGGAAGUUUAUAGCAGCACUUCAGGAGCUCUUCGACAAGCAUAAGGGGAAAGCUGGGCAGCCUGAUCUUCAACUGAAAAUUGUCUGAAUUGGCAAUGGAAGCCUCUAGUCACCCUUCCCAGUGUAUAGUUCCUGUAUCUAUAGAUGUCUGUUUGAAUGCAAUUAUUUUCCAGAUUGUGAAUUACACUUUGCUUCUGGAAUAAAAGUAUCUUGUAGCUGUAACUUUACUCUUUCCUGGGUUAAGGAGAGGGCAUGCUGUGGGCUUCGUCGGUUUGCUCCGUUGCAAGGUAAGGUCCUGGCAAUGAGACAACACCGUUCUCCCAGAGGGUUGUUAAGAUUCUGCAUUUUCUGGCAUCAGUUGCUCGUCUCACUGAGCGAUCCUACGUCUACUUUCCAUGCCCAUUAGUUGUUUCUGCUAUCUGGCAGACGGUGUACUCUCAAACUCGUCCGCAAAGCUACAAGCAGCUCGAGUAGUUUUGAGUUUUAUAUUAUUCUAGAAGAUCAGCACUUUUUUAGUA